Stegodyphus dumicola is the source of this 3956-nucleotide messenger RNA. RefSeq names its product solute carrier family 60 member 1-like. The record is from RefSeq and is a predicted model, not a curated record. Lineage: Eukaryota; Metazoa; Arthropoda; Arachnida; Araneae; Eresidae. Gene Ontology annotation, biological process: transmembrane transport. Gene Ontology annotation, molecular function: D-glucose transmembrane transporter activity.
CUCACCCAAGAAGGUUCUCUGAUAAGCAAAUAUACAGAUAACAGUUAUUUUUUUCAAGGUUUCAAAGCGAAAGAUUUGUCAAAGCAAUAAUAAACCGAGUACGUAAGAUUCGUUAUACUACAAAGGAGAGCGGUAGCAAAGCUUUUAUUUGCAUUUUCAUUUUCGAUCUGUAUUUUGGGUGAGAAGACUGCAAAUCUGCAAACAAAAUGGUGAAACUGUCUGAGAAAUGGCUUAGGAUAAUAAAGACGACCAAUUUAUAUCUCUGUUUUUUCAAUCUGGGAAUGAGCGUAGCUGUUCCGGGACCAACACUUUUGGAUAUGCAAAAUCUGGUAAAUACGGAUACACAGCACAUUGCCUUCAUUUAUACAGCGAGGUCAAUUGGAUAUCUUGCAGGGUCUCUUUUAGGAGGUGUUUUGUUCGAUGUUAUCACUCCAAAGCAAAUUCUUCUUACAUUAUUCAACUUCUUAUCAACAGUAACCAUACUAGGCAUACCUUGGAGCAGAAGCCUAGGAGUUCUUACAGGAUUUAUGGUUGUUAAUGGAUUAUCUCUGGGAUGCAUAGAUACAAGUGGAAAUGUGUGCUGUCUCAAUUUGUGGGGUAAAGACAGCGGGCCUUACUAUCAGGCUUUACAUUUUGCUUUUGGUUUAGGAGGCCUAGUAGCACCUCUAAUAGCAGCUCCUUUUCUUGGUAAUUUUGAUUCAGAAAUUAACAACAGCAGUAUUAUUACUGAUAAUACAACUUUUCUUUUUAACAAGUCACAGGAUAUUUUAUACAACAGCAAUUUUAUUACAAACUCGAGCAUCCCUACAGUCACAUAUGCUUAUACUACAAUAGGAGGUUAUGCACUUAUAGUAUCGAUGCUUUUCCUCGCUGUUUGCAUUAUAUCACCAGUUGAUGCCAUCAGUCAACAAAGCGAAGGAAAACAAGCAAAAGAACAAAGUCUGAAAUUUACAGUCACACUGGUGACGCUUAACAUCAUUUUAGUAUUCGUCGAAACUGGAACAGAAAUUGGAUUUGCUCAGAUGUUGACUACAUAUGCUGUGAAAGGGAAUCUGAAACUUUCUGCAACUACUGGUUCUUUCAUGACAUCUGUUUUUUGGGGGUCUUUCACAGUUUCAAGAUUUAUAUCCGUUUUUCUUGCAAUUAAAUUCACUAGCUUUACUUUAAUAGUUGGGGACCUCGUUAUAACAGGGGUGGGAUCUUUAAUAUUAUUAUUUUUUGCUGUUACGAAUGAAUGGGCCCUGUGGUUGUCAUCUGUACUGUUAGGAGUAGGUAUAGCUUCUUUUUUUCCAGCGACUGUUGGUUGGAUGGAAAAGUAUAUUAUUGUUACGAACAAAAUAGCGUCUUCACUCGCUAUUGGUGCAGCGUUUGGUGAAAUGAUUGUGCCAUUCACAAUAAGUUACUACAUUGAAAGUGUACCUGAAGUUCUUGUUUAUAUUGUUCCAACUUCAUGUGUACUAUCAACGAUAACAGUCUUGAUUUUAUACCUGUUAUUAAGGAAUAAAAAGUCAAAAUAUUCAGACCCUGAACCAGUAAUCAAUCCUGCAUUUGCAAUGAGCUGAAAUUAUUUACUGAAAAGAGAAAUUUUAUAGCUAGAUUAUUGAAAAUACAUAUUAUAAAAUGUAAAUUAAAAUUUAAGCAUUUUUUAAACAAUUUACUGUAUCUAUAAAUGACUGCAUAAUUGAGCUCUGCACUUUCUCACUUAAUAUUUGCUGAACAUAUCUUUCAUCUAUUAAAUUUUCAGGCGUAGAGAGAAAUAUGUUUAUGUAUCAAAAACUAUAUAAAAGAUCUAGAAAUCUGAUUAGGAGUAUUAUUGAAUUAUUGAGAUGAAAUUAUAAAAAUUAUAAAUUGUUUUACUGUGCAGUAAUUUUAAAAUUAAAAUUUAUCUCUGAACAGAAAAUGUUACUGAAGUCUUAAUAUAGUAUUGAAUAUUGAGAAAACCCUUAUGUACACAAUUCUUACACAUUUCCUGAUAUAAUUCAUAUUUCUGCUUCAUUAAAACUGCGGAACUUUGUAUUGAUCAGGAUAGUUUUCGUAACUUGCAAUUUUAUGUUUAGCACAAAUGAAAAUGGUUAUAUUUUCAAUUUUCUUAGCAGUUAAAAUAAGUAGGCUAAAGAAACCAGGCACUACAGUGAUAAAUAAUUUGACCGUUGCUUAAAUAUAGGAAUAGGAACUUCAGUAGAGUUAAUUGAACCAUCUGAUUUAUAGUAACAUUUUCAGCAAUAGCAAAAUUUCGAAGACGUCUAACAGUUUCACAUUAAAAGUAAAAAAUAACCAAAGAUAUCUAAAGAGAUCUCAACUGAAACCAUUAGUAGAAUGACCAUUCUGUAACUAGAUUCAGAAAAAAAUAAGAUAUUUAAUGACAGCAGUGCCUUACGAUUAAAGGUAAUCCAAAAUAUAUGAAAUGAGGGAAGAAAUAGAUGAGUUCUAAUUAACUGUACAAUAAGCGAACCUUAACUUUACAAGUAUCGUUUGAGAAAUAGUAAACAGGAAGUAGCAAAAUGUCACAGAAAUUGGGAAACAAAGUUCAGAGUUUUAGAAUUAUAAAGAUAUUGUAUUGCCUAACAGUAAAAUAAUGCUGUUCAAUCCUCUAACGCCUCUUCUGUUUCUCUCCAUAAGUAAGAAUCUGACUAUACGAUUAAAAUGAUCACAAUUUGUACUAGUGUAUAUACAGGGAUAAAAAACUCCAAAAGAAUAAAAACGUCUUUUGAAGAAGAAACUGUAAAGGAAAUAAAGCUAAACAGCUUCGUCUCCUCAAUUUCUGAUUUUUAUAUUGUAUUAAAUUUGAAUUUUAAAAAUGGAACUUUACAUAGUGUAUUACAAAUGCUUUUUUUUUCUCCAAAAAAUAUGCUUUCUCCGUGUUCACAAUAUAUAUAAAAAUUUUACGAGAUUAAAUAUAAUCCCGUAGUCAUUCUAAAUAAUAUGGUGGGCUUAAAUGUGAAAAAAACGUAGAAUCUAGUAUAUGGAAAGAUAGUUUAUGCUAGUUUAAUGUAAGUAAAUAAUUAAAAUAAUAAAAUUGUUUUGCAUAAAACCGCAUCCGAAAAUUGAAAAUUGAAGUGUUGACACUCUUUUCUCUCUGAUUUAUUCCCCUUCUUGAAUAUAUAUUAUAUAUAGCUUUCUUCAAAAUUUAUCAUCAGCGUAUGUGAAAUAGUGCUUUAAAAAAAAAUAUUUUUAAGAAUUAAGAGAAUAUACUGCAAUUAUGUAAUGGCUGACCCAGGAAAAACUCUUUUAAAUAAUUUAAGUGGAGGAGGAGAAUUGCAAUAAUACAGUUUUCGAUAUUAUAAUUAUAAUCUCAGUACUCUUGAAUGUUUCCCGCUAAUUCAAAAUGCAUUUUCUCUGCAUCACUACUAAACUCUUCUAUACUCAAGUAAUUUGUUUUGCUGCUGAAAACUUAUAGUAAAUUCUAAAUCUUAGAGUUUAUUAUAUUUUAAGUUUUUGAUUGCUUUAAAAAAUAUAAUGGAUUUGUAAAAUUUCCUCUUGAAGCAUGUAUUUUAACUGCAAUUUUAUGGUCUCUAAAAAAAACGAAAUUUGGGCUUAAAUUAUUCCGAAAUAAGAGCUUAAAUAUGAAUUUAAUAUUUAGAAAAUUCAGUUUUUAUUUGAAUUACUUAAACUGACUGAAAAUAUAGUUAUCACUAGUUUAGCAUGUUUGAUAAAGAAUGCGAAACAGGAAUUGAAUAAUAAAUACGAAUUUACAGUAUUAUAAAUUAUUUUGUCAAGUAUGAAAUGACGAGUAAAUAUGAAUUUAUAGUACAAAUGAAACAAAUAAACUUCAUUCUAAUGUACUGUGAAAGUUCAAUAAGUUUCUUUAGUACAAAAAUCCGUAAUUGUUUAAUUAUAAAAUUAUCAGUGAUUUUUAUAAACAAAUGAAACCUGUCUUUUAUAAAUAUGCACAUUUUUUGUUUUUUGAUUUUUAUGCUGUGUGACGAAUGUGUUUGCAUAAAGUAAUAAAAUGAAUA